Manduca sexta (tobacco hornworm) is the source of this 1131-nucleotide messenger RNA. RefSeq lists its product as uncharacterized. The record is from RefSeq and is a predicted model, not a curated record. Bases 1 to 1131 code for a protein of 376 amino acids. Lineage: Eukaryota; Metazoa; Arthropoda; Insecta; Lepidoptera; Sphingidae. The transcript has a single exon.
AUGGUUACAAUCACAAUAAGAUCAAGAGUCGACACAAACUUUGAACUGCAAAUUGAAGCCUACGUGUUGAAAAAUAUUACGUCAUGUCUGCCUGAAAGGAAAUUAGAGCCAUUUGAUUGGAUAGAAAUAAAUGGUUUAUAUUUGGCAGAUCCGGAGUUCAACAUUCCGAACAAAAUUGAUAUGUUGUUUGGAGCCAAUGUGUACAGCCACAUACUAAAAGAAGGCAUGAAGAGGAGUCCAAACGGAAACUUUAUUGCUCAAAGUACGAAGCUCGGAUGGAUAAUAUCAGGCACUGUCAAUGAGAGGUCAAGCGAAGAUAAAGAAAAUUCGAACGUUAUUUCAGUAUUGCAUACUAGAGCAGAAGAAGACAUUUUAAAGAAAUUUUGGGAAUUAGAGGAACAAUUACCAAGAUCAACAUGGUCAGAAGAAGAACAAGCCUGUGAAGAGAUUUUCAAAAGGACAACAAAUAGAACACCGGAAGGGCGAUAUAUUGUAAAUUUACCCUUCCGAGAAGAUUUUGCCCAAUGUCAAAACAAUGGAUCAUUGGAGAUAGCAAUAGCUAAGUUCAAAUCAUUGGAAAAAAGACUCUCGAAAGACUUGGAACUCAAGGCCAGUUAUAAGGAAAUGAUUAACGAAUAUUUACAACUAGGGCACAUGCGAACAGUUGAAGAAAAGGACGAAAAGGCACACGAAGCAGUAUAUUUACCCCAUCAUGCUGUUGUACGAAUGGAUAAAUCAACCUCAAAGGUUCGAGUAGUAUUUAAUGCUUCCAGCAAGAAUAAGCGAGGGGUUUCAUUAAACGAUUGUUUAAUGGUAGGUCCUAAAUUGCAGCCAGAUUUAAGACAUUUAGUUUUUCGAUGGAGAAUCUAUCCAAUUGUUAUGGUGGCGGACAUUGUCAAAAUGUAUCGUCAAGUUCGGAUAGCAGAACAAGAUGCUAAAUUUCAACGCAUUGUGUGGCGCGAUAAUCCUGAAGAUAAAAUUAAGGAAUUUGAAUUAAUGACAGUCACAUUUGGUACCGCUUCAGCACCUUACUUAGCGGUUAGGGCAUUAAAACAAUUAAGUGAUGAUGAAGCAAAGGAUUACCCAAUAGCCGCGCCACAAGUAAAGAAUCAUUCUACAUGGAUGACUUAA